This is a messenger RNA of Ixodes scapularis (black-legged tick), 576 nucleotides long. RefSeq lists its product as uncharacterized. The record is from RefSeq and is a predicted model, not a curated record. The coding region runs from base 1 to 576 and encodes 191 amino acids. The transcript has a single exon. NCBI's taxonomy places the organism in Eukaryota, Metazoa, Arthropoda, Arachnida, Ixodida, Ixodidae.
AUGUGUGUCAGUCAGUUUCUCUUCACCCAGACAUCUUCAAGCUACAAUGUUGAUGACAGCAUGCCCCUGGCUGACCUCCUUGAUCCAGCCCUCAAGAAGAAGGUGCAAGAUGUCAACCAAGAGUCUGAAGAGCUGGAGAACCUGCUCGUGUGUGAACUUACUGCAGUCGAGUGCGACAUUCUGGCCUACCUGGGAGGUUUUAUUCUUAGGUUUGUCAAGAAGUCUAUUGGCAACUGUGAGGACUGCGAAGGUGUCCUUGUGUCGGAUGGUAAUGAUCCGCACAGCAGUUUGAUUCACCUGAAAGAGUAUGUCAAGGGUGCUGGGAACCUUGUCUACCCCUGCCAAGCUGUGAUGAGUGUCCUGAUAGAGUGCGAAGAGAGCAUCAAGGCUUUUACCCAACUAGACGCCAUCUUGACGCUCAAGGCUCCAUUUGCCACUAUUCUGGAGUUUCUGCGCAAAUCUGUAACAUUGGAGUUAGGGUGCUGUGACAUACACAAAGUUUGUGUGGAGAAGAUUCUUCUUGAAAAGUAUGUCAGAACUAGAAUCAGGAUUCACCUGCGACAGCAGUACGCAUAG